AAAUCAUUUCAAAAGUUGCAAGUGAUAUGGAUGCCGAAAAUAAAUUUCUGCUCAAAGCGAAGCAAUGGUCACAGGCGCACGAGGUCAUCAUGGAGUGUUUUGCCAUGGAUUGUGUUCAACGAAAACUUCCAUCAUUUAAAUUCGAUACUGAACGAGUUCUAGAAUGUCAAACAAAUUUUCAACUGUUCCAUCAAGGGGCAGAUUUCGAGCGACUUCAUCCAGCUGAAUAUGAAGUUCAACCUGACCCGGAACGCGAUCGACGAAGAGGUGGUUAAAGCUUGGCUCGAGGAAUUCAAGACCAAACUGACCGAUCUGUGCUCGGUGAUCAAGAUGUUUCCCUGCCCGACGCUGAAGCAUCGACUCUGUCAGAACGCAAUCACCCAGCUAUUGGACAUCCGCUAUGCGUUGAUGCAAAAUGCGCUCGAGAAGCUGCUUCUGCCCCAGGAAUACGUCCUCGAGAAAUUGCGGCUGAGCGCGUUUCUGGACGAGGAUCCGCGGAAGCAGCGAUGAAUAGCGUUUGAAAGAAAUGUAUGAUGUAAUUUUAAUCGCAAAGCAUUAUUACUACAAUGCUGAAACAAAAAAAAACACUCUAGAAUAAAUGGAUGGGUACACAUCCUUUCGUACGCAAAUUUCAAGAUGAUCACAGGAAGUGAACAGAUAAUACAUAUGAAUAAGUAGUGCCCCUGGCUUGUUAGGCAAUGUUAUUAUAAUUGGCUCAUAAAAAAUUGUUCAUUUUUAUCUAACUAUCUGAGACUGUUAAAAAAGUAUGUGGCAACAGAGCGUGUGAAAUAAAUCAUGCUGUUUGUGUAUGAUUAGAAAUAAAAUAAAUUAGUGAGUGAAUGAGUACACAGCAAC
This is a messenger RNA of Toxorhynchites rutilus septentrionalis, 855 nucleotides long. Its product is annotated as nuclear pore complex protein Nup98-Nup96-like. The transcript is spliced from 3 exons. The record is from RefSeq and is a predicted model, not a curated record. Bases 229 to 510 code for a protein of 93 amino acids. Lineage: Eukaryota; Metazoa; Arthropoda; Insecta; Diptera; Culicidae.